This is a messenger RNA of Trichophyton benhamiae CBS 112371, 3498 nucleotides long. RefSeq lists its product as uncharacterized. The record is from RefSeq and is a predicted model, not a curated record. The coding region runs from base 1 to 3498 and encodes 1165 amino acids. Gene Ontology annotation, molecular function: ATP binding; diacylglycerol-dependent serine/threonine kinase activity. Lineage: Eukaryota; Fungi; Ascomycota; Eurotiomycetes; Onygenales; Arthrodermataceae. Gene Ontology annotation, biological process: fungal-type cell wall biogenesis; protein phosphorylation; signal transduction. The transcript has 8 exons.
AUGGAGGGCGACGACGAGCUCAUCGCCACCGUGUAUCGCAAAAUCGAUCGCGAGAAGGCCCUCAUUGCUGCCGCAACAAAUAUGAGACAGUCUACUGAUAACCCACUCGUACAGCAGCGAGUGGACGCCAAUAUACGGGAUGGACGGAAGAACAUUGCUUAUCUCGAGGAGAAGAUGCAAGAGCUGCAGCUUCGAAAGAUGGGCCGUGGAAAUACUUCUCCUACCGCGACGCGAGGCCCUGGUGACGGCCCGCCUUUACCCCCAAAGGACGUCGGCUCCUCAUACCGUGGCAGUGACCAGGGUGGCUAUGGAGAUGUUGGCCCAGGAGGUUACAGCCAGGGUGGAACGGGCAUGAUGCCUCCCCGAGCACCUUUCCACGACCCCCGUCCGGACUCCGCCAUGCCCAAAGCACGCCCAAAUUUUAGCAAUUCCGGCUUUGCUAUUGCACUUUAUAAUAUAUAUGAUCUUUUGCUGACUGGUGCUGGUUUUGUAGAUUUGAUCAAAUAUGAUACUCCAUAUUUGGGACCUAAGAUUCAGCUUAUGCUGUCACAGCUCGAGUUCAAAUUAAGUGUUGAGAAACAGUACAAGGCUGGUAUCGAGAAGAUGGUGCGGCUUUAUCAAGACGAGGGUGAUCGAAAAAGCCGAGCAGAUGCAGAAGGCAGGCGUAUCGAGAGCAACCAGAAGAUCCAGCUGCUAAAACAGGCCUUGAAACGAUAUGAGGACCUUCAUGUUGAUAUUGAGAGUGCAUCAGAUCAUCCGGAUGAUGACAGUUUGAAUGCCCCCAACAUGCGCAAGCCUCUGACCGGUCAUCUAACUAUGAAAAUCCAUGCUGUUAGAGACGUUGACCAUGCUGCUGGAUCUAGAUUUUCACGGGGCCCGGAAACGUUUGUGAUCAUGAAAGUUGAAGAUGCAGUAAAAGCCAAAACCCGGGCUACUAGGUCAGAUAAAUGGACUGAAGAAACCUUUAACGUGGACAUUGACAAGGCAAACGAGAUUGAACUCACUGUGUAUGAUAAGUCCGGUGACCGACCAACGCCUAUUGGUAUGCUCUGGAUACGGAUUUCGGAUAUUGCGGAAGAGAUGCGCCGCAAAAAGAUCGAGACAGAAUUCAAUGCCUCCGGAUGGGUUUCUGCUGAUAAAAUGGAUCAUGGAGCCAUCAGGCCAGAUACGCAGUUCCAGGGAAGCUCGUUCCAACCUAGCCAGCCCGCCAGAACUCAACCUCCAGGGCAAGCUCCUAUCGGUCAAAAUGCCACAGUCAUGGUUGACUCAUGGUUUGCUUUGGAGCCCGUGGGGAGGAUACACCUUACGAUGAGCUUUGCCAAACAACUCAAGGAUAGGCGACCGUUUGAUAUCGGUCUCAACCGUCAAGGAGCCGUCCGUCAAAAGAAAGAAGAGGUCCAUGAGAAGCAAGGUCACAAAUUCAUUACCCAGCAGUUCUACAACAUUAUGCGGUGCGCUCUUUGUGGUGAUUUUCUCAAAUAUGCAGCGGGUAUGCAGUGCUCUGACUGCAAGUAUACCUGUCACCGAAAGUGCUACCCUAAAGUUGUGACCAAGUGUAUUAGCAAGGCAAACUAUGAGACCGAUCCGGAUGAGGAGAAGAUCAACCACCGCAUUCCUCAUAGGUUCGAGGGAUACUCCAACAUCUCUGCUAAUUGGUGCUGCCACUGCGGUUAUUUGUUGCCUUUCGGAAGGAAGAAUGCCAAACGAUGUUCCGAAUGCUCCCUUACCUGUCAUGCUAACUGUGCUCACCUGGUGCCUGACUUCUGCGGGAUGUCCAUGGAGGUAGCUAACCAAAUCCUGGAGACUAUUAUCAAAGCAAGAAAUACCAAUAGGACAAGUGGUGGUUCAACCAAACCCCCUCGUCCCAAGCCUGCACCUAUUGAAGGUGGACAUCGGCAAUCUCAAGACAGUUACGGCGCACCAAUGAUGUCUCCUUCAGCAGAAGCUGUCAGUGCAGCCAGCUCUUCAUACAUGCCUCCACAAUCUCCAACUUCUCCAGGACGCCCCGUUGCCUCUCCACAUAGCCCUUCAAGCGCUGCCGCUGCUGCCGCGGCGGCGGCGGCGACAGGCAUGCGCCCAAUGCCACAGCAGACAGGGUAUGAUAAACCGCUUUCAAACCAUCCCAGAGUCAUCGCUGAAGAGCCCUCAUGUACUAACUGCGAAUCUAGGUUGCCCCAGCAGCAACAGCCGCAGCCACCACCACAUUCUCACUACGACCCUGGAGCCUAUGCGCGUGUCCAAGCACCCCAACUCCCUCCAAUCCAAGUCGGUCACCAGCCCGCAGGACACCAGUAUCCUAUGGUACCACCUCACCAGCAGCAUCAGCAGCAGCAACAGCAGCAACAUCCACAGCACCCACCGCACCCGCAGCAUCAGCAGCAACACCAGCAGCCAGCCCCUGUUGCUGGCCACCCAUCAGCUCUUGCUACGAAGGAUCAAGUGCCACCACCCACUUCUGCACACCCCCAAAAGAAGGCUGGUGCUAUGAUUGGAUUGGAUCAUUUCAACUUCCUUGCAGUUCUUGGUAAAGGAAACUUUGGAAAAGUCAUGCUUGCAGAAUCGAAGACGAGCAAAAAGCUUUAUGCUAUCAAGGUCCUGAAGAAGGAAUUCAUCAUUGAAAAUGACGAAGUGGAAAGCACCAAGUCAGAGAAACGAGUGUUUUUGAUUGCCAACAAGGAACGUCACCCGUUUCUGCUUAAUCUCCACGCCUGUUUCCAAACAGAGACUCGUGUCUACUUCGUUAUGGAGUAUAUCAGUGGUGGUGAUCUAAUGUUGCAUAUUCAACGUGGUCAAUUUGGUCUUAAACGAGCUCAAUUCUAUGCUGCCGAAGUUUGUUUGGCUUUGAAGUAUUUCCAUGAAAAUGGUGUCAUUUAUCGAGAUCUUAAGCUCGAUAACAUCCUAUUAUCGCUAGAUGGGCAUCUUAAAAUUGCCGAUUACGGUCUGUGUAAGGAGGAGAUGUGGUAUGGUAGUACCACGAGUACAUUCUGUGGAACUCCCGAGUUCAUGGCGCCAGAGAUUCUCCUGGACAAGAAAUAUGGUAGAGCCGUUGACUGGUGGGCCUUUGGCGUUCUAAUCUACCAGAUGUUGCUUCAGCAGUCGCCCUUCCGAGGAGAGGAUGAGGACGAAAUCUACGACGCAAUUCUUGCUGAUGAACCUCUUUACCCCAUCCACAUGCCGCGGGACUCUGUCUCAAUUCUUCAGAAGCUGUUGACGCGUGAGCCAGAACUAAGAUUGGGAUCCGGACCAACUGAUGCCCAGGAAAUCAUGUCCCACCCCUUCUUCCGGAAUAUUAACUGGGAUGACAUUUACCAUAAGCGUGUUCCGCCGCCCUUCUUCCCCAAGAUCACCAGCCCUACUGAUACGAGUAACUUCGACCAAGAGUUCACAAGUGUCACUCCUGUUCUCACUCCAGUUCAGUCUGCCGCUUUCAAAUGGUCUUCAUGCGGCAUCAACACACUUCCUCUUUCUCCUGCUCCGUUUCCUCGAACUUUUCUAUAA